Messenger RNA from Coffea arabica (coffee), 1120 nucleotides. RefSeq lists its product as uncharacterized. The record is from RefSeq and is a predicted model, not a curated record. Lineage: Eukaryota; Viridiplantae; Streptophyta; Magnoliopsida; Gentianales; Rubiaceae.
AGACCACUUUCUUCACUUUUUUUUUUUGUUUUUUGUUCUCCUUUGGGGUAGCUUGAGGGCAAGGAAGGAAAUUUUGUUGUGCUUGUUGUCGCAUCCUUUGCAGCAGCUCCAAACAUGGGUGGUUAUUCCAGAUGGAUUAAGCCUGAGGUAUAUCCACUCCUGGCACCAGUUGCCGCAGUUGUAGGCCUAUGCACCAUGCAACUUGUGAGGAACAUCUGUACUAAUCCUGAAGUCAGGGUUACUAAAGAGAAUAGAGCUGCAGGGGUGCUUAACAACUUCGAAGAGGGUGAGUAUUAUGCACAACAUCGUCUUAGACAGUUCCUUCGAGGCAGGCGCCCUGAGGUGAUGCCAAGUGUUAACAAGUUCUUCUCAGACCCGAACUGAAGCAGAUGUUUAAAGAAUUUUGUUUCUUUUGAGUUUGAUUUUGGUUAUUGCCAAACGUUAAAAUAAUGUGUAGAAAAUUUCAGCCGCUUAUCUUUCUUUUUUUUUUUUUUUUUGGUUCCUGGAACAACUUUAAGUUCCAAAGCAUUUGAUAAAAAUUGUUCAAAUUCUAGUAAACAGAAUUCUAUUCCAAAGCAUCUGGGAGUCUGAACUUGAUAAAAUUGUACAUGCCACGACAUAGAAUUGGGAAAAAUAAAUACUGAUAUGUUAUUGAUUGUUAGCUUAUGGCUUCUAGACAAAAAUUAAGUAUUGGCUUCUAGACAAAAAUUAAGUAUUAAUCUCCUUAAAUCAAUGAUCAGAGAGGCUCUAUUUUAUUACAAUUUGAGGUCAAUCUAGAUUAUCAGAUUGAACUUCCAGCUUAAAUUUUAUACUGUACUAUCUCAGGAGCAAUCUGACAGUUUUUCAACUUGUACUAGAUCUCUUGACACCAUCUAUCAUGGCUUCAAAUGUUUAUUUGUUCUAGCCUAUGACUUUCUUUACUAGCUAAUUAUUUUUUUUUGCCUUUAAAAUAUGGAAAAAUAAAAUAAUGAAGUAAGGAAUGAUUGAACCGAAAAGCAAGUUAGAGAGAUUUGUUGAAGCAGCAUCUAAUGAGCAGAUCAGAGAGCAUCAUCAGAAGUCACUUUGAAUUCUGUUGAAGUUUAAUUUGGAUUGAAUUUGGAAUUAUGAACCAAACACUUUU